Arachis stenosperma is the source of this 4025-nucleotide messenger RNA. Its product is annotated as kinesin-like protein KIN-4A. The transcript is spliced from 26 exons. The record is from RefSeq and is a predicted model, not a curated record. Gene Ontology annotation, biological process: mitotic spindle organization; microtubule-based movement. NCBI's taxonomy places the organism in Eukaryota, Viridiplantae, Streptophyta, Magnoliopsida, Fabales, Fabaceae. Gene Ontology annotation, molecular function: microtubule binding; microtubule motor activity; ATP binding. Bases 328 to 3414 code for a protein of 1028 amino acids.
AAAAUGGGGAAAAUGGUGAGAAAAUGUGAAAAGCACGCGAGAAUGCAGUGAUGUGAAGGCGAAGGGAAAAUGAUAGUGGUUGUUGCUGUCCAUACAGUUACCUGGCUCAGCUUGUUUAUCAGGCCGUCUUGUUUCCACAACUACCCUUUCCUCUCUAUCUCACAUUACUCACUAAAAGAAAAAACACUACUAUAUUGCUUCUUCUCUCUACCACUGUCGGAGACUCUCUCCUCUCUUGGCAUUUUCUCAUCGCAGCGAAAUUGAUCGUUUUUUGGUUCAGAGAUACAGAUACAGUUCUGGUUAUUGAGGUGGAGCUGGAUUUCAGUGAUGGAAGCAGCAGGGGAAGACUGUUGCGUUAAGGUUGCGGUCCAUGUACGGCCGCUCAUCGCCGACGAGAAGCUUCAAGGCUGCAAAGACUGUGUUACCGUCGUUCCUGGGAAGCCUCAGGUACAAAUUGGUGCUCAUUCCUUUACAUUUGAUCACGUUUAUGGAAGCACUGGCUCUUCCUCGAGUGGCAUGUUUGAAGAAUGUGUUGCUCCUCUUGUUGAUGGUUUGUUCCAAGGGUAUAAUGCUACUGUUCUUGCAUAUGGUCAGACAGGUUCUGGGAAAACGUACACAAUGGGAACUGGCUUGAAGGAUGGUUGCCAAACAGGAAUAGUACCCCAAGUUAUGAAUGUCUUGUUUAACAAAAUUGGAACCUUAAGAAACCAGAUUGAAUUUCGGCUGAAUGUUUCCUUUAUUGAGAUUCUUAAAGAGGAAGUGAGAGACUUGCUGGAUCCCUCCUCCGUGAGCAAAUCGGACACUGCAAAUGGACAUGCAGGAAAAGUGAUUUCUCCUGGAAAGCCACCAAUACAAAUUCGUGAGACUUCAAAUGGUGUCAUUACCCUUGCUGGAUCUACUGAAGUCAGUGUUACAACGCUAAAAGAAAUGGCUACUUGCCUAGAACAGGGUUCAUUGAGCAGAGCAACUGGAAGCACAAAUAUGAACAACCAAUCAAGUCGAUCGCAUGCCAUCUUCACGAUUACAUUAGAGCAAAUGCGGAAGCUCAAUAUUCCUGGCGACAACAACUUGAAUGAUGCAAUGAAUGAAGAGUAUCUUUGUGCAAAGUUGCACUUAGUAGAUCUAGCUGGAUCAGAACGAGCUAAAAGAACAGGUUCUGAUGGUUUGCGUUUUAAAGAAGGAGUCCACAUUAACAAAGGCCUUCUUGCACUUGGUAAUGUUAUUAGUGCACUUGGUGAUGAAAAGAAGCGGAAGGAAGGCAUUCAUGUUCCGUACAGGGAUAGUAAACUUACUAGGCUUCUGCAGGAUUCUCUUGGAGGUAACAGCAGAACUGUUAUGAUAGCCUGCAUAAGUCCUGCUGAUAUUAAUGCUGAGGAAACCCUUAACACUUUGAAGUAUGCAAAUCGUGCGCGUAAUAUCCAAAAUAAGCCUGUUAUCAAUAGAGACCCCAUGUCAACUGAGAUGCUAAAGAUGCGCCAACAGCUAGAGUAUUUGCAGGCAGAACUUUGUGCUCGUUCUGGCAACUCUUCUGAGGAAGUUCAGGUCCUUAAGGAAAGAAUUGCUUGGCUUGAAGCUACCAAUGAAGAUCUCUGCCGGGAACUUCAUGAAUACCGCAGUAGAUGCUCUGUUGUAGGACAAUGUGACAAGGAUGCUUAUGAUAGUAGUGCAUGCAAUGUGAAGAUUGAUGGUCUUAAGCGGAGCUUACCUAUCAUAGCACAUGAUUAUUCAAUGAGUGAAACAGCUGGUGAAUCUAGGGAAAUUGAAGAAGUAACCAAAGAGUGGGAGCACACACUUCUGCAAAAUAGUAUGGACAGAGAGUUACACGAGUUGAAUAAACGCUUGGAGCAGAAGGAGUCUGAGAUGAAACUUUUUGGUGUAUCCGAUGCUGAAGUACUCAAGCAGCACUUUGGAAGGAAGAUUAUGGAACUGGAGGAUGAGAAGAGAGUAGUGCAGAGAGAGAGAGAUCAUCUUCUGGCUGAAGUUGAAAACCUUGCUGCCAAUUCUGAUGGACAAACACAGAAACUAGAGGAUACCCAUGCCCAAAAACUGAAAGAACUUGAAGCACAGAUUCUUGAUCUGAAGAAGAAGCAAGAGAGCCAGGUCCAGCUUACGAAACAAAAGCAAAAAAGUGAUGAAGCGGCAAAGAAACUGCAAGAUGAGAUUCAAGCUAUAAAAGCCCAAAAGGUUCAAUUGCAACACAGGAUCAAACAAGAGGCGGAGCAGUUUCGACAAUGGAAGGCUUCUAGAGAGAAAGAGCUGUUGCAGUUAAGGAAAGAAGGAAGAAGAAAUGAGUAUGAAAGGCAUAAGCUCCAGGCUUUAAAUCAGCGCCAGAAAAUGGUCCUUCAGAGAAAAACGGAAGAGGCUGCAAUGGCCACCAAGAGGUUAAAGGAGUUGUUAGAAGCUCGUAAAGUUUCUAGCCGAGACACUUCAGUUAUAAUUAAUGGAAGUGGAACAAAUGGCCAGACCAAUGAGAAGUCCUUACAGCGGUGGCUUGAUCAUGAAUUAGAAGUCAUGGUCAAGGAGCACGAAGUUCGUUUUGAAUACGAGAAACAAAGCGAAGUGCGAGCUGCCCUUGCUGAGGAAUUAGCAAUGUUGAAGCAAGUAAAUGAAUUUGCUGCCAAAGGUCUUAGUCCUCCAAGAGGAAAGAAUGGAUUUGCCAGAGCAUCCUCCAUGUCACCAAAUGCAAGAACGGCCAGAAUAGCUUCACUGGAGAGCAUGCUAAGCAUAUCAUCUAAUUCACUUGUGGCAAUGGCUUCUCAGCUUUCCGAGGCAGAAGAACGAGAACGGGCCUUCACAAAUAGGGGACGCUGGAAUCAGUUGCGCUCAAUGGGAGAAGCCAAGAAUUUGCUUCAAUAUAUGUUCAAUUCGGUCGCAGAUGCUAGGUGUCAACUCUGGGAGAGGGACAUGGAGAUCAGGGAAAUGAAAGAUCAAAUCAAAGAACUUGUUGGUCUGUUACGCCAAAGUGAGAUGAAGAGAAAGGAAACCGAGAAGGAGCUAAAGAUGAGAGAGCAAGCUGUUACAACCACGUUGGCUACACCAACUUCUGGAAACACUCCAAAUUCAUUGAAACACUAUGCUGAAGAUAUGAAGGGUCCCUUAUCUCCAAUGUCUGUGCCAGUACCAAAACAGCUAAAAUUUACACCUGGGGUUGUUAAUGGCUCUGUGAGAGAAUCGACAGCCAUAGAUCAGGGUAGACGGAUGGUACCUAUCGGGCAUCUUUCGAUGAAGAAACUAGCAAUUGCAGGACAAGCUUCAGGCAAACUAUGGAGGUGGAAACGAAGUCAUCAUCAGUGGCUGUUACAAUUCAAGUGGAAGUGGCAGAAGCCAUGGAGACUAUCAGAAUGGAUUCGGCACAGUGAUGAGACAAUAAUGAGAUCAAAGCCACGUUCACAGGCUUUGACACAUAUCUUGUGAUCAUUACUGUGGCUCGGUAUUUUUUGAGCCACAAGAAUGACCCUAGUCACAAGGCCCUGGAAAUAACAGAACACUGGGUUCAGCAGCGUAAUAUAAGUAAGUGGUUGCUGAAAGAUAUGCACCUAUCAAUCUUCAAUAAGGCUGUCCAGAUUUUGCAUAUUCUGCCAUAAUUGCUGUGUAUGGAGCAUCUUGUGAGGUGUGCUGCAAAGGAAUGUUGCCCACUGCAGCGCAAAUCUCGGGAAAUAAAAAAUACAUGCGUAGAUCUUCACUAGUCAAAUUAUGUUUGAAAUUAGCUUGUUCAUACCAACACUAGGAGAAAAAUAGGAUAUUUUUUAUGAAGUUCUGAAAAUGUGUAUUGAAGGUCCUUUAUUCCAUGUUGCAAAGUAAGUAUUUUGUGGUAGUUUGUGUUUACCCAAUUGAUUUCGUUGUCCAUAGGUUUUAAGAUGCAUAUUUAAGUCGCAUAAAUGAAGAAAAUUCUUCUGUAGUUUUUUUCCCUAAGAAAAUCCUGUGGGGAUUCUUGUGUGUAAAGAUAGGUUAGCAUAUUGAUAAGAGAUUCUGCAAUACAGGUUUCGUAACAAAAGGAUGAUCACGACGCGUCAACUUUUCCAUUC